GUGCAAGGCCAAGCAGUAAGCUCACAUCCGAUGUCUAUGCACCAUCCCGGUCUGCUCUUCCGGACUCAACAUGGCGAGUAGAAGCCAGCUGAGGAGGCUGGUAGCCUGCCAUGACGCCGUGAGGCUGCCACUCGGUGGAGUACUACCUCUGCUCCGGUCCACUCCGGCACGACCCUCGCUGGUCUCCAAACCCCAGCGGCGCAACGACCGAUAUUUCUCUCUCGAGGCCAAGGCGGCAGCGUCCUUCUUAUCUGAGCACAUUAGACUGAAGCAGGUGACGCACGAUGAGCCAGCAAGCAAGAACGCCUCGACUCUGGCUGUCCUCCUGCAUGCCGAUCGUCGACCUCAACAUCGUCCAGAUGGAAGCGUGCGCUUUGGUCCUUCGAUCCAGAUCUGCGCAGCCAGCGAUCUGCCGCCCUCGCAUUCGGCGGGGUUGGGCACUGGAGAUGUUGGUAUCAUGAAGCUGCAGCUGAUUGAGCCUGAGAAGGUGCAACAGAGAGGCAUUCAGGUCUCUGACGAGUGGAGUCAGGAAGAAGCAGAGGAGCUUCUCAGGGAGGUCUCGGUGAAGGCAGGCAUCGAGGUUGCGGAGGCAAGUCGAACGGAAGCAGCUAGUGUCUUGCUCGAGCUGUGGAAACUGUUCAAAGAAUGCGAAGGUAUCUGGUUCACCUUACGGCUGGAUUUGUCGAAGGAAGCUCCCGGCGUCACAGUCGUCAGGCCCUUCCUAGAGUUCGACGACUUCGCUCUACAUCGCCUCCCCUCGUCGCUGCAAGAGCUGCACAAGGCCCGCCCUCGGGACUCCAAUACAGCUCAAGCCGAGGACGGCGGUCUCUUCUACAUCAAGCUCUCCAAUGGGGGAAACAUCGGCUCUUUCGGGUACGGCGCAGGCAACGCCAUGGGUACAAUGGACGGCCUAACCAUCGCAGGUGGCACCCCCGCCAACUUCCUCGAUGGAGGAGGCGGAGCGAAUAGGGUCAAUUCGAGAUUGGCGAUUGAGACGCUCAAUCGAGAUGCGGAUGUCAAGACGAUUUUUGUGAAUACUUUCGGAGGGAUCACACAGACGGAUAUUGUGGCGGAUGGAGUGAUUGAUGCUGUCAAGGAGAAUGGGAUGAGGCAACCUAUCGUGGUCAGGGUCAAGGGCACUGGCUCUGAUGAAGCGAAGGAGAAGCUCCUCGCGUCAGGCCUGGAAAACUUUCACAUUCGUGACGACUUCAAAGAGGCAGCUCUUCUCGCCGUCGAAUUGAGCAAAUCGGAAGCUCAGGAAUGAGAUACAGAGGUAUGUCUCAGAAGACAACCCUUGGCAGGAACAUGUACAAUAGCUCCUGAAGAACACGAGAAGCAGUAUUCUUGUCGCUUGUCACGCACGCCAGGCUGACAGUAGUCAAUUUCAAGUAUUGUCCAUCG
This is a messenger RNA of Microstroma glucosiphilum, 1401 nucleotides long. Its product is annotated as succinyl-CoA synthetase-like protein. The record is from RefSeq and is a predicted model, not a curated record. NCBI's taxonomy places the organism in Eukaryota, Fungi, Basidiomycota, Exobasidiomycetes, Microstromatales, Microstromataceae. Gene Ontology annotation, biological process: tricarboxylic acid cycle; succinyl-CoA metabolic process. The transcript is spliced from 3 exons. Gene Ontology annotation, molecular function: succinate-CoA ligase (ADP-forming) activity. Gene Ontology annotation, cellular component: mitochondrion; succinate-CoA ligase complex. The coding region runs from base 71 to 1264 and encodes 397 amino acids.